AAGUUCUCCACUUCCUGAGAUUUAAAAGGUGGUUGGCAGUCAACCACCUGGCAACAAUGGAGAUGAAUUCGCUGAAAGUGCUUGGUCUUGCCCGCCCUGUUUAUAAUACUUUAGCAGUAAGGGAUAUAUCAUUUUUUAAGGCGUUUGCAUCGAAUCCACUGGUGGGAAUACUUGGUCGGCUAAAUCAUGUAGCCAUUGCGACUCCAGAUCUGAAGAAAGCCUCCGAGUUCUAUAAGAAUCUUGGGGCUAAAGUUAGCGAAGCUGUGCCUCAAAAAGAGCAUGGUGUAUAUACCGUAUUUGUGGAAUUGCCAAAUGCUAAGCUCGAGCUGCUACAUCCUUUCGGAGAUAAAUCACCGAUCCAGGGCUUCUUGGACAAAAACAAGAAUGGCGGCAUGCACCACAUCUGCAUCGAAGUCAAGAACAUCGCUAAGGCGAUGCAGACAGUGAAAUCGAAAAACAUCCGAACACUGGGUGAAAAGCCAAAGAUUGGAGCUCAUGGCAAGGAUGUAAUCUUCUUGCAUCCGAAAGACUGCGGUGGUGUUUUAAUUGAGCUGGAACAAGAAUGAGCUGUCACUUUCAAUAGAGUCACUUCAGUGUAGUAAUAUCCCCGUACCAGUGGCGUACCCACGAUUUCCGUUCGGAAGGGGGGGGGGGGACAAAAAAACUUUUUUGGAAGAAGGG
Molecule: messenger RNA, 681 nt
Organism: Cylicocyclus nassatus
Lineage: Eukaryota; Metazoa; Nematoda; Chromadorea; Rhabditida; Strongylidae
Source: the annotation of a GenBank genome assembly